AUGGCUUCUAAGGAGAUUUCGACUGCCACAUCGGGAGAUCCGGGAACCCCUGGCGAAAAAGUUCAUGCUUUCGGACUUGUAUCUCUCGAUUCUGAACCUGUGGACGACAUCGACCCGAAGGAAGAAAGAGCAUUUGUGUGGAGACUUGACCUAUUUUUUCUCACAAUAGGUUCCCUGGGGUACACAUUCAAGUACCUUGAUCAGACAAAUAUCAGCAAUGCAUACGUCUCCGAUAUGAAAGAAGAUCUUUCACUUUAUGGCAAUCAACUCAACUACUUUACCACAUACUUCAACAUCGGAUAUAUGGUCAUGUGGGGUAUCUUGACAUGCUGCUUAUCCACCGUUGACAACUACGAACAGGGAAGAAACGUUUACGGUCUCCGUUUCCUCAUCGGUUUCUUCGAAAGCUGUACCUGGCCUGGGUACUUCACCAUUAUCAGUCAAUGGUACUUACCUCAUGAGAUGGCUUUGCGAAUGAGCAUAUACAACAUCGCACAGCCUGUUGGCGCGAUGUUAUCAGGGGCCUUGCAGGGUGCGCUUUCUACCAACCUUGAUGGCUCUCUAGGUCGAUCUGGCUGGCGCUGGGCCUUCAUCAUCAACGGUGUAUGCACAAUCUUUAUUGCAUUGGUUGCUUUUUUCAUCCUGCCAGGUUUCCUUGGAUUAGAGAUCGCUCUAGCACGUUCUUGCCGCGUGGGACGGAAACCUCAAGUUGGCAUCACCCCUAAAACUUUCUUCAGAGCCUUUACAUUUUGGCAAUUAUGGGCUUUUGCUAUCGGGUGGGCUUUCGGCGGCAACACAACUCCGACCAGCUACUUCAAUCUCUCGGUCCCCAUGCUCAACUACCUACCCAUCGUUGGACAGGCUAUUGCGCUUGUUUGCGAACUCUUGUUCAGUGGUUUCAGCGAUUACUUCGGCUCUCGAUUACCAUUCCUCCUCCUUCAUGCCGCUAUCAACAUCUCAUCGCUCGUGAUCUUGGUCAUUCGCCCAAGCAACCAACAUACAUACAUGGCAGGUUGGUAUAUGAACUACAUUGGAUCUGUCUCAACAAUGCUCAUCUGCGCUUGGGCCUCCACAUACCACGAAGAUGAACCCGAAGUUCGAACUGUCUUUUUUGCAACCGGUAUAAUUAUGUCCUACCUCCAAAGCGCUUUUCUCCCUAUCGCAGCCUAUCCAGCUUCCGAAGCACCGCAUUGGCGGAUUGGCGCGAAGCUGUACCUCGCUUUUGUGGUCAUGGCUGUGUUCAUAUUUGUGGGGACUUGGUUUGGACUUAGAUGGCAAGAGAGAAAGAAGGCUGAAGAUAAGAUUCAGGAGGAUGUUGUUGUGGAGAAGGCGGGUCAGAAGUCGAGGACUAAUACCGUCGUGCGCUUUCAGGGAGAUCUUCAAGAGAAGGCUUAGUGUAAUGACGCGUCAGAUGAUUAGGUUAAUACAUAGACAUGGUACGGAG
Mollisia scopiformis is the source of this 1444-nucleotide messenger RNA. Its product is annotated as MFS general substrate transporter. Gene Ontology annotation, biological process: transmembrane transport. Gene Ontology annotation, cellular component: membrane. Lineage: Eukaryota; Fungi; Ascomycota; Leotiomycetes; Helotiales; Mollisiaceae. Gene Ontology annotation, molecular function: transmembrane transporter activity. The record is from RefSeq and is a predicted model, not a curated record. The transcript has 13 exons. Bases 1 to 1395 code for a protein of 464 amino acids.